AUGAACGACGUAGAUGUUGCAGAAACAGAAGCCAGAAUCAACGCAUAUGAAGUAGAAAAUAAGGAUAGUAUAGCAGCAAAUCAAGCAAGAUCAGUAAAUGAAAAUCGAUUCCAAUCAUACCAAGAAGAAUUAGAGAAACAAGAAAAGGAACAUCGAAGGGAAGAAUAUAUGCAACAACUUGAAAAUGAAAGACGACAAAAAGAACAAGAAAAAUCGGAUUUGAUCAAAGAAUUGGCAUCGACCAACAAAUCAGCACAAGCUAUCAUGGCCACACGACAAUCUGCCGCACUCAAACGAUCUUCAGCAUUACGACAACAAACAGAUUCACCACAAAAUAUAUCAUCACCACGACUUGCCAUGCCAACAUGGAUUACAUCCGCCAUGGAGACUGAUUCCGAUGCUAGAUAUACAGAAGCUCAAAACUUUGAUCCUUUUGAUUUACAAUAUCGAUAUCCUUCUGGCUUUACAUUACGAACAGAUUAUACUGAUCCAUCGACAGAUUACCUUGUAAAUAACAAGAUGGCCCGAGCUGGGGGUUAUUCUGCCAGAUUUGCUCAUCAACGUGCACUGAAUGAUGCAUUCACUGGAUUGGCCUGUCUUACCGUACAAGAUCACUAA
Halteromyces radiatus is the source of this 618-nucleotide messenger RNA. Its product is annotated as CDK-activating kinase assembly factor MAT1-domain-containing protein. Gene Ontology annotation, biological process: DNA repair; regulation of cyclin-dependent protein serine/threonine kinase activity; regulation of transcription by RNA polymerase II. The coding region runs from base 1 to 618 and encodes 205 amino acids. NCBI's taxonomy places the organism in Eukaryota, Fungi, Mucoromycota, Mucoromycetes, Mucorales, Cunninghamellaceae. The transcript is spliced from 4 exons. The record is from RefSeq and is a predicted model, not a curated record. Gene Ontology annotation, cellular component: transcription factor TFIIH holo complex.